AUGUUCAUAUUAGGAAUGAUUUCUGUAUUCAUAGGCAUUUCUUUGCUGGCACCAGACGAGGCAAAAGGUAUAGUUGUGGGUAUGGAUAUAGUUGUUGGUCAUGAUUUCUGUAUUCAUAGGGAAGUUUGGUUUUCUCCAAUUGAGAGAUAUGCAGUUGUUCCUGAUGACAACGUCAAAAGGAUAAAUUUUGCUGAGGGGAAGAUUCUGAUUCUAGAACCUGCUACCCUUGCAGCCAAUGUAAAAGCUGUAUUUACCUGCCUCUUAGACCAAGUAAGUCAAUAUACUACAGAUGGGCUUGAACGAGCCAGAGACAGCCUGACUGAAGCUGCUGCUUUGAGGGAGAGGUUUGUGCUCGGAACAAGUGUUAGUAGAAGAGUGGCUGCUGCAGCUGCUUCUGCUGCUGAAGCUGCUGCUGCUGCUGGUGAAAGCAGUUUCAGAUCUUUCAUGGUGGCAGUCCAACGUUGUGCAAGCAGUGUGGCUAUUGUUCAGCAAUACUUUGCGAACUCUAUAUCUCGGCUUUUACUACCUGUAGAUGGUGCACACGCUGCUUCCUGUGAAGAGAUGGCUACAGCUAUGUCCAGCGCAGAGGGUGCUGCAUAUAAAGGGCUUCAACAAUGUAUUGAAACUGUUAUGGCUGAGGUUGAGCGGUUGCUCUCUGCUGAACAAAAAGCUACAGAUUAUAAGUCACCUGAUGAUGGCAUUGCUCCUGAUCAUCGGCCAACAAAUGCUUGCACAAGAGUUGUUGCAUAUCUUUCCCGUGUGCUUGAGGCUGCAUUCACUGCACUGGAAGGUCUUAACAAACAAGCUUUCUUGACUGAAUUGGGGAACCGCUUGCACAAAGGGCUGCUUUUUCAUUGGCAGAAGUUUACAUUUAAUCCCAGUGGAGGACUGCGUCUGAAGCGUGACAUAACUGAGUAUGGGGAGUUUGUGCGCAGUUUCAAUGCUCCUAGUGUUGAUGAGAAAUUUGAAUUGUUGGGCAUCUUGGCCAAUGUCUUUAUUGUUGCUCCUGAAAGCCUCUCCUCUCUGUUUGAGGGUACCCCAAGUAUUCGGAAAGACGCACAAAGGUUUAUUCAGCUCAGAGAGGACUACAAGAGUGCGAAACUGGCCUCCAGACUCAGCUCCUUGUGGCCGAGCUCUAGUUGAUAAUUGAUAUAGAAAUGGAAUGCUGAAAUGAAGAUAUCCUUAUUGAUCAUUGGGUUUUCUUGGUCAAAUGUUCAGAUAUUCAUGAAAUUGAACUGACUUUUUUGAGCAUAAACGAAGGUAGAAACAUAAGGCAGCUAAAUUAAUUGCGACACCAAUGAAGCUUAUUAUCCUUGGAAAAGAUAGCUUUUUUCUUCUAUAGAUCAUCCUUACAUUUUGUUGUUGUUGUUGUUGUUGUUUGACUUUGGUUUUUUUACUGUAUAUUUGUGUGUAAAUCAAUGAGUUUCGAACUUCAAGAUAGUAAGAGACAGAUAAAUCUCAUGUUUGAGUUUGUUCCUAAGUGAUGAUCUGGAAUGAUUGAUGA
Messenger RNA from Camellia sinensis, 1504 nucleotides. The record is from RefSeq and is a predicted model, not a curated record. Lineage: Eukaryota; Viridiplantae; Streptophyta; Magnoliopsida; Ericales; Theaceae.